Molecule: messenger RNA, 844 nt
Organism: Tripterygium wilfordii
Lineage: Eukaryota; Viridiplantae; Streptophyta; Magnoliopsida; Celastrales; Celastraceae
Product: zinc finger Ran-binding domain-containing protein 2-like
Exons: 4
Coding region: 139-555 (138 amino acids)
Cellular component (GO): cytoplasm
Molecular function (GO): mRNA binding
Source: RefSeq, a predicted model, not a curated record
GUCCAAUCCUCAUUUGCUAGAAUCACCAACUUCUCUUCCUUGACAAGUUCCUCACUUCAAACCUUCAAUCACCACUAACACAUUAUACUUGCUACUUUAAUUAAGGUGUCUUCAUCUUCUUCAAGGAUACAAGAAAAUAUGAGCUGGACAGGCGGAGACUGGAUGUGUGCUGCAUGCCAACACCAGAACUUCAAGAAAAGAGAAGCUUGUCAACGUUGCGGAUACCCGAAAUAUGGAGGCCCUGACGUGUCGACAUAUUUGUACAAUCGGACGGAGGUUUUGGCCGGAGACUGGUACUGCACUGCCAUGAAUUGUGGAGCUCACAAUUACGCCAGCCGUUUGAAUUGCCAUCGUUGUGGGGCAAUGAAAACUGGUUAUGAUUGUGGGUAUGGGGGUAACAUGAUGAAUACUGGAGGAUAUGGAUCCGAUGGCAGCGUCCCGCCCGGAUGGAAGUCCGGUGACUGGCUUUGCAACAGAUGUGGAGUGCACAAUUAUGCUAGCAGGGCAGAAUGCUUCAAAUGCAAAACACCAAGGGACUAUGGCGGUGCAGUUUGAAGAAGGUGGCAGUUCUGGAAGAUUCUCUCUUGCAAUAUCGAAAAUAGAAACUUUAAUUAGUCUUUCCUCUUCGUAGAAGAUAAAAUAAGCUUUAGGUUGUUGGACCACGGUCGAAUACCUGUUUGCAAUUUUUUUUUAUUGUUAAGUAAGCACGAUGAGGGAUUCGAACUUGGAUUCCACCAAGUCGAGUAUAUGUCUUGACCGGCUAAGGGGUUGUUGGCUAGCUGCAAAAUGAAAUAUUGCCUUGUAUUUGCAUUUGAAUUUAUAAAGGUUUCUCCGGCUUUUCGCA